GGACAGGGAAACUUAGCUGCUCAUAGAAAAGAAAAAGACCCAAUAAAUUCCUAGUUAGGAACCAUGGUGGACUAAUACUAUAGAUGAAUCUACUCUAAGGUAACACAAAUUCCUGGUUAACCAAAAAAACAAUAAUAAAUUACAGCACUCUUAGAAUAAUACAAAUUCCUUGUUGACCAAAAAAAAAAGAUAAUAAAUUAAGAAUUUAUAUAAAAUGUUUGCAGUACAAAUAGUCUCGGUCAGAAUUGGUUAAAAUCAGUUAUUAGGUCCAAACAGCAUAUGCUAAACCCUAAUUGUUUUACAGUUCUGAACUUAAGGCUUGAAGUACAGGUUGCACAAACCUGUCAAAAAUAUCAAGCAGUAACAAAAUAUUGGAAAGCUGACUGAGACUAUAAUAAUCCUAGGACUUUAAGAAAUCAAUAAAGUAAAGAAAGGUAAAUACUAAAUACAAUUCCAACUAAUCGGAAGAGCAAAAUCCAUCACCCAGAAGAGAUGAGGCAUUCCAACAACAAGAAUGUAAUUAUUACUCUUGUUUGAACAACACCCUACUUUGAUAACAGCAUGUUGGAAGAACAGAUACACUGCAGCAGGUGGAACUCAGGGUUACAACUGAAGGCAAAGUGCAUAUUCAACAAAGUUCAAAUGUUAGUUAGAUUCAAAUGUUAGUUAGCUAGUAACAGAAUUUGUUGUUGUAAUAACAAUAUAACAGAGUUUGUUGGAUUAGUUAUAAGGUGUUGUACCAAUUUGAGCAUCUACUGCUAUAAAUAAGUUGGCUCUGAACAUUGUAAAUCAUUCUAAGAAUGAAAUAAAAAACUAAGCCUCGUUCCCUCCCAACUUUCCUCUCCUUAUCUUAGUUCUUGCAUUCUUGAAUUUCCAAAUUCCAUCUACAAUUCCACCCAGUCCAAUUGGUAUCACAGCCACUGUCUUCGCACCUGUGGGCAUCUCAAGCCAGCAGCAAUGGCAGAUAACACCAGAGGGAUUGAGUUGCGCCGUGUGGAGGAGUCACUGCGGCAAUCCACAAAAGACACAUUUCAGAGGAUUGAAACUAUUGAAGGAGCUUUGAGCAGAAUGGAGGACAUGAUGCUGCAAUUAUCGCGGCAGCAGAGCAAGGUGAUGCAGAAAUUGCAAGAUGGAAGCCCAUCAGGAGGGUUGUUAAGAGGCGAAAUGCUGCUGCGGUUCAGAUUCUGGUGCAGUGGAAUGAUUCAUCUCCUUCUGAAGCCUCUUGGAAGUCCUGGGAAGACAUUAAAAGGCGAUUCCCUAACUUUAACCUUGAGGACAAGGUUGCUUGAGUGGGGGGAAUUGCAGCAGGUGGAACUCAGGGUUACAACUGAAGGCAAGGUGCAUAUUCAACAAAGUUCAAAUAUUAGUUAGGUUCAAAUGUUAGUUAGCUAAUAACAGAAUUUGUUGUGGUAA
Elaeis guineensis (African oil palm) is the source of this 1413-nucleotide messenger RNA. NCBI's taxonomy places the organism in Eukaryota, Viridiplantae, Streptophyta, Magnoliopsida, Arecales, Arecaceae. The record is from RefSeq and is a predicted model, not a curated record.